Molecule: messenger RNA, 3720 nt
Organism: Corticium candelabrum
Lineage: Eukaryota; Metazoa; Porifera; Homoscleromorpha; Homosclerophorida; Plakinidae
Exons: 2
Coding region: 1-3621 (1206 amino acids)
Biological process (GO): protein phosphorylation; signal transduction
Cellular component (GO): cytoplasm
Molecular function (GO): ATP binding; protein kinase activity; protein binding
Source: RefSeq, a predicted model, not a curated record
AUGGCCGAAAAAAUAAUUUCUGUAGCUUUCUUACUUGUCAAUUGCCCAGGGACGGUCAAUGUUACCGUAUUCUCUUGUAAAUCCUCUUCUCAUCAGGUGUCGGACUCAUUUUCUUCAUCAUCGUCCUACAACACGUGGACUUCGCUUGAAACUUGGAACAACAGCUGGCCUUCUCCCAGAUACGGAGCGAGAGCGGAGGCGAUAAAAAUUGUUCACAACGGGUUUACAGACGACGCAGUCGUUCUCACUGGUGGACAAUACAGCCGCCACGCUCACAGGACCUGGAUCUACAACGUUCAUCACAACUCGUGGCGACCGUCUUUCAGUGAUAACGUUCCAAGGCACAACUGCCUGUCAGCAAAGCAAAACUACACAAUGAUUAGUCUCUGUAAAGAAAUUGUGAUGAUCUACUGCCUGAAUGGUCAAGCAUGGCUAUUUGAGAUUGGUAGCUAUUCUUGGAGACAAGUACAGUUUGUUGAAGAUUCCUUAGAGCCUUUACCUCGACGGUCACAUUCUGCUGUCGCCGUUAGGGAUUCCUCCGGAAGGUGCAAAUGUCAAGAAUCAAUGUUGGUGUUUGGGGGAAUUGUCAGUACUACUUCGAAUUCAAAAGAAAAAACCAUUUUAGGAGAUCUUUGGGAGUUGCAAUGUGUUGAAGAGGGAGUCUUAUAUCGUUGGACAGAACGCGUCGCAAACAAGGGUCAAACAAAGUGUGAAACGUGGCCUCAACCCAGAUACGAUCACCUGGCCAUAUCAGCAUUUGAGAACACCAUGAUGUAUAUCUACGGUGGCGAAAACGACGACUCGAGCCAAGGAGAAAGUCUUCGCAAUCUUUUAGCUUACAACGUGACUUCCAAUUUCUGGAACGAGAUCUCGUCUUCUCUUCAGGAUCAGUACAAAAUCCAUUCAGGACUUACAGGUGUAUUUGUCGACAAUCCAGAAGCGAUGUUGGUGUUCUGUUGUCAACAGCCAAUUAUUGCAUACAAUCUAAUACAAGAAUAUUGGUUUGAAAUUCUACAGAUUACUUUCAACGAGAAACUGCCCCAUAUAUUAUCACCUGCCGUUGCGGUUUUUGGGUCGGCAAUCGCUAUCUUUGGGGGACGGGCGGGUUCUCUAGCCAUGCCAACUGACGACGUCUGGUACCUCAGAUUGAUCUCCAACCGGACUGCUUGUUGGUUUCUUAUGACAAAACCCGUGUUAACUCCUUUGUGGGGAAGAAAGAAUAUUGUCGCGGAUAUUGCUUCUAAUGGUGAACUAAUUGCUGCGUUUGGGGGUGUUACUGGUGGACAUUUCAGCACUUUCUUAGGAUUAAACGACAUGUGGGUUUUAAAUGUUACAACGAUGAGAUGGUCUUCUUGUUUUCAGUUUCCGACAAAAAUGGCACCCGUUGGCGCCAAGGGAGUUGUCCUUUCUGAAUCGAUCUUUAUUGUCUUCGGCGGAUGUUACUACACUUGUUGGUGCUCGACUUUCGGUAAUACCACUAAAAUACCGGAAUGCAGCAAUACCACUUUUGCUUAUUUUCUAAAAUUUGAUGAAUGGCGGUCUUAUAAACCCGAAAAUGCGACGGUGGCGCCCAUAGGACGAAGGUAUCACACUCUGGUGAAGAGAAAUGAAUUAGAGAUGAUUCUAUUUGGGGGUACAAUAUAUGGACACGGCUACAGACGUUUUUCUCUUGCAGAUUUGUGGAGGCUUAACGUCAACUCGAAUGGAACACUCUUCACCUGGACCGCCGUCCGACCUCUUUGGAGAUCGGGUGGUUUACCGUUGCCCGUUUUCGGUCACGCCGCAACGGUCUUCGACUCUAGAAUGUUUGUUUAUGGCGGAUCAGUUAAUCGCACAGACCACAACAACAAAAUAGCAUGUAACAGAACGUUCUGGGAGUACAAAUUUGGAGAUAACAUUUGGAAAGACGUGACGGUCGUCGGUGUACGAACGCCAGGAAACCGCUGCUAUCACUUCAUGGCGACUUACGGACGACACAUCAUUCUAACAGCCGGCUGCUCAUCGGUGACCGCCGCAUCCAAGAUCGAGACCAAUGCCGGUGAGUACGUAUUUCCACGAGGCGACGGAGGUUACUGCGAGUUCGUGACGGAAGAUAUGAAAGGAGUGUGGGCAUUUAGUGUCGAUAAUGGAAAAUGGAUGAAGCUAUCAGAUCAGACGUUGCCCCGAAAUCAAGAACUCUACCCGUCGUUUAUCAUUAGAAAAGGCACUCUGAUAGCAUUGGGAGGCAGUGUGAAAAAAAAUCCUGGAUUAGAAAAUAUUCCUCCAGCAGGUGGGUUUUCUUUUAUGAGAUUGGGUUGUCCCAAAGGGCAUUUCAGUAGGGACUUUCCCUCGUCACCAUGCCAGGCGUGUUCCAUCGGAACAUUCUCUGAAAUUUCUUCUUCGCCAAAUUGCACCCCCUGUCCGUUGGGGUUGACGACCGAUAGCGUCGGCAAGAGGGAAAUAUCGGAAUGCAGCGUCUGCGUGGAUCAUCACUGCGGGUACGGAUCGUGCCGGGGUGUCUUGCCUGGACCGCAAGCGUACUGCGAAUGCAAUUUUGGCUUUACAAAAAAUGACAAAGGACAGUGCGCCAUGGCCACGUACUAUAUUGCGGGUUCAAGUGCAAUUGCUGGUGUCGCUGUGAUUCUGUUGAUGGUUGUGGCUGUGGUGAGACUGUGUUCUGCUCAAAGAGAACAGAAACGAAAUAUCGAGCGCAAAGAACAAGAACUCGAUGAUCUCACAAACGCUUGGGUCGUCGACCCUUUUGAGCUUGUCAUGCACGAUCGUAUAGACCAAGACUCUCCCGGAGGGUUUGGCGAGGUGUACCGAGCAGAAUACAGAGAAAUGACGGUCGCUGUUAAGCGAUUGCAAGAACUACAGAGAAUCGAGAGAAAUGAGUUGGAAUUCGAGAGAGAAAUCGAGGUGAUGAGAUCCAUCAGGCAUCGAAACAUCGUCAUGUUCAUAGGGAGAGGCACAUUUCGCGACGACGGAAGUCAAUUUCUUGUCAUCGAGUACAUGCCGAGAGGAUCCCUUCAUUCCAUGUUAAGAAAUUUCGAUUACAUCAUCGAGACAACGUCGAAACUGUCGUUUGCACUCGACGUGGCGAGAGGCAUGGAGUUUCUCCACAAUCUGAAACCGCCGAGAAUCCAUCGGGACUUGAAGAGUGGAAAUUGUUUGGUGAGCAACAGAUAUGUGGUGAAGGUGGCAGAUUUUGGGAGUGCGCGCUUAGUCAAGACUGAAAGAUGUCUUCAGACUGCUGUACGAGGGUGCGGUCCUCUUUCCUUAUCUCAACCUCUACUGGAACCAGAGUACGAACUUACUACUGCCAUAGGAACUCGCCAGUGGACUGCUCCCGAAGUUUUCCGCGGUGACGACUAUGGCACGCCAGUAGAUGUCUACAGUUUUGGAAUUGUAUUGUGGGAAAUAUGGUCGAGAAAAGUCCCGUAUAAUGAAGACAGCGUCGUUUCGAUUAUCGAUUUUAAAGAUUCUGUGAUUGCCGGCAGGCGACCGAUUAUUAAUAAAGUCUGGCCGAAAGGGCAGAUCUCUUUGAUGAAACAAUGCUGGGAGGCUGAACCGACAGCUCGGCCCACCUUCUCUGAGGUGGUUUCGAUUCUUGAAUCUGAGAAAGAUUUGUGUGUAUACUGACAGACUAAGUAAGAAACUGAUUGCUCAAGGUUACUAGAGUUGCGCUGUUUUAUGGCCGUGGCUGCUGAGAUAUGAUAGAGACUGUUAUUUAUAGGUAUU